Molecule: messenger RNA, 1079 nt
Organism: Centruroides sculpturatus (bark scorpion)
Lineage: Eukaryota; Metazoa; Arthropoda; Arachnida; Scorpiones; Buthidae
Product: monocarboxylate transporter 12-B-like
Exons: 2
Coding region: 17-967 (316 amino acids)
Biological process (GO): transmembrane transport
Molecular function (GO): monocarboxylic acid transmembrane transporter activity
Source: RefSeq, a predicted model, not a curated record
CGGAACUGGCCUGUUAAUGACUCUUCUUCCUGUUAUCAUUAACCAAUAUUUUGUUAAACACAAGACUACUGCCGUUGGCAUCGCAUGUGCAGGUGCAACAAUUGGAUCAUUUGCAAUGCCGCCAUUAAUCGAUUAUUUGUUAAAAGAGUAUGCGUUAUCCGGCUGUUUUUUACUUAUGAGCGGGAUUAUAUUAAACUCACUAGUUGGAAUAGCCCUAUUGAAGCCUCCAAUCAACAAGAAUAAAUGUAAUAUAUUCAAAGAAGAAACUAUGACAUUUAUGAGAGCUGAAUCAUAUCAAAACUAUAAAAAUGUUGAAGAUCCAUUUAUUAAAAGAAAUUCUCAAUAUGAAGUAAAGGAAGAUAAAUCAUCCGGCAUAUUCAUUCAGCAUGUAAAUAUGAUGAUUAUGGUAGCAAGAAACCCAAUGUUUGUCAUAAUAUCUUUAAAUUAUAUAAUAUUUUUCUUGUGUUAUAUGACAUAUUUAAUGAUUAUUGUGGAUUUUGCCAUGGAUUUAAAAAUAGAAGAAAAUGAUGCAUCGUUUUUAAUUUCCACUUUUUCUAUAUCUGAUAUGGUGGGCCGGUUAAGUUCUGGAUGGCUUACUGACCGAGGAUUUGUUAAAAGAAGACAUUUAGUUAUGGUUACCAUGAUCAUUAUUGGCGCCAUCCUUAGUAUAACACCGUGGAUGAGAACUUACAUUCAUUUAUCCGUAGUUGCUGUAAUUUAUGGUGUAUUGGUUGGAAGUACUCUAAUCGUGUUUUUUGCAUUAUUAGAAGAGUAUUUAGGUUUGGACAAUUUACCAACAGCAGUUGGUCUAAUGACUUUCUUUAAUGGUUGUGGAGCUUUCGUGACUCCUACUUUAACAGACAUAGUCCUAUAUAAUUAUAGAUUGAUUGUAAUUAUAUACAAUGGCAGUGAGAAGUGGUUAGAAUGCAAAGUGGAGAAAAAUGCCGCGUUUGCAUGCACAAACUAAACUUUGUUAAAAAUUGGAUUAAAUUACGAAACUACGCAAGACCCAUAUGUUUUCAGCGAUCAUUGUUAAGUUUACACUUAUUAUUUUAUUUAAAUAAAUGACUUUUUUUAUA